Molecule: messenger RNA, 687 nt
Organism: Aspergillus chevalieri
Lineage: Eukaryota; Fungi; Ascomycota; Eurotiomycetes; Eurotiales; Aspergillaceae
Product: ribonuclease P subunit p20 family protein
Exons: 2
Coding region: 1-687 (228 amino acids)
Biological process (GO): rRNA processing; nuclear-transcribed mRNA catabolic process, RNase MRP-dependent; tRNA 5'-leader removal
Cellular component (GO): ribonuclease MRP complex; nucleolar ribonuclease P complex
Molecular function (GO): RNA binding
Source: RefSeq, a predicted model, not a curated record
AUGGCGAAACAACCCCUCACGCGCGACCUCCAAUUCGAAAAGAAGAACCAGGACAUGGUCAGGCUUCCAAAAUACGCCCGCAUCCAAAAACGCCCCAUCCCGCACGCCCCAAUCGCCUCCCCCUACGCCGGCUCCUCCACCCCCAAAACCGUCUACAUAUCCAGCAACACGCCCUUCAUGAGCGCCGUAAAACGCGUCCAAAAGCUCCUGCAACAAGCUGAGAAACGCGCAAUGACCUCCGUACACUUAAGCCUGGGCAACAAGACCAAAACCGACAGACAGAAACUCGCGCAGAUGGCUGAGGGCCAUGGCAAACUCCGGAAAGAGGCGGGACAGGAAGAGGUUUUUAUCAAGGCGACUGGGCGCGCGAUGGAGAAGGCGAUGAGGGUUGGGAGAUGGUUUGAGGAGAGGGAAAGGGAGUAUGUGACGAGGGUGAAGACGGGGAGUGUGCUUGUUGUUGAUGAUGUGGUUGAGGAUGAGGAGGCGAGGGAAAGGGUCAUUGAGGAGGGGAAAAGGUUGAAAAAAGAAAGGGAGGAGAAGCAGGAGGGAGGAGAUGCUGAGGAGUCGGCUGUUUCUAAAUCUGCGGCGAAGAAAAGGAAGCGGGCUGCGGCGGCGGAGACGGAGGAGUUGCCUGAGACCCGGACGCGCUGGGUUAAUGUGGUUGAGAUCGCGGUGACUUAUAAAUGA